This is a messenger RNA of Acipenser ruthenus (sterlet), 5053 nucleotides long. RefSeq names its product CCR4-NOT transcription complex subunit 3-like. Gene Ontology annotation, cellular component: CCR4-NOT core complex; P-body; nucleus. The coding region runs from base 221 to 2986 and encodes 921 amino acids. Lineage: Eukaryota; Metazoa; Chordata; Actinopteri; Acipenseriformes; Acipenseridae. Gene Ontology annotation, biological process: regulation of DNA-templated transcription; regulation of stem cell population maintenance; nuclear-transcribed mRNA poly(A) tail shortening. The transcript is spliced from 18 exons. The record is from RefSeq and is a predicted model, not a curated record.
UAGCCAAUGCGAGAAGGGAGGGGCGGGCCGCCGGAGAUCCGUGAUGCGGGGGUUCCUGGCGGCCAUCUUGGAUCUGCAGGCUGUUGUUUGGAAGAGAAAAAAAUUAAAAUUAAAAUAAUUAAUUAAAGCAGAAUACAGGAAAAUAGAGGAGAAAACGCUAUAAACUCGGCUGCGUUCAGUGUGUCUGAAGGUAUGAAGAAAUUCUCCUAGUGCGAGCGUCAUGGCCGAUAAGAGGAAACUGCAAGGUGAAAUAGAUCGGUGUCUGAAGAAGGUUACAGAAGGUGUCGAACAAUUUGAAGAUAUUUGGCAGAAGCUCCACAACGCGGCGAAUGCGAAUCAGAAAGAAAAGUAUGAGGCCGAUCUCAAAAAGGAAAUUAAAAAAUUACAGAGAUUACGGGACCAAAUUAAGACGUGGGUGGCUUCCAAUGAGAUAAAAGACAAAAGGCAGCUAGUGGAGAAUCGAAAAUUAAUAGAAACGCAAAUGGAGCGUUUCAAGGUAGUGGAGCGAGAGACCAAGACCAAGGCCUACUCGAAGGAGGGGCUGGGCUUGGCUCUGAAGGUGGAUCCGGCACAGAAAGAGAAGGAAGAAGUGGGGCAGUGGCUCACUAACACGAUAGACACUCUCAACAUGCAGGUGGACCAGUUUGAGAGCGAGGUGGAGUCCCUGUCUGUGCAGACGAGGAAAAAGAAAGGAGACAAAGAUGAGCGCAUUGAGGAGCUGAAGGGCUUCAUCGAGAAGCACCGGCACCACAUCUGCAUGCUGGAGACGAUCCUGCGCAUGCUGGACAAUGACUCCAUCCAGGUGGACUCCAUCCGCAAGAUCAAGGACGACGUGGAGUACUACGUGGACUCCUCGCAGGACCCCGACUUCGAGGAGAACGAGUUCCUGUACGACGACAUCGACCUGGAAGACAUUCCUCUGCCCCUGGUGGCUACCUCUCCUCCUGGCGUCUCGCACAUGGAGGAUGAAAUAUUCAACCAGUCGAGCAGCACGCCCACUUCGACAACUUCCAGCUCUCCCAUUCCUCCCAGUCCAGCCAACUGCACCACGGAGAACUCUGAAGAUGAUAAAAAGCGAGGCCGUUCGACGGACAGUGAAAUCAGUCAGUCCCCAGUAAAGAACGGCAGCACCAGCAGCAGUAUCAGUAUCCCCAGCUGUGGCUCCAGCUCUGGCGCCGUCAUCACAGUAGGGGGCGGAGGAAGCGGCAGCAACAGCAGCAGCGCCCUGUUUCCUGUAGGGGGAUCCGGGAGCAGCACCAGCAGCACCCUGCUGGGAAACAUCAUCACCUCGAGCUCCCUGUCCCACACUUUCAACACCCAGUCCCCCCACCAGAACCCCAAAACAUCAAGCACUGCCACGGCCGCCUCCUCCCUCUCCCUCAACAGCCCCUCGUCCCUCAUGCUGCUCUCAAACUCGGCAGCAGGGGGCGCCAACACCAACAGCAUUUCAACCGCGAUGGCCAACCUGGGUGUCGUCGGCAGCAGUAUCAUUGGCUCUCACAGCAGCCUCAUGUCCUCCAACAUGCAGCCGGGCAUAAUUGGAAAUAACGGGGGCAACGGCGGCUCGGGUCUGGGUCUGGGGUUGGGUUUAGGGCUGGGGAAGUCUGUCUCAGGCUCCAGUUUGGCUCAGCUGGCUGGCCUGGGUCUGGGUAAUAUAACAGGGAUGGGUGGAUUGAGCUCCAUGGGUCUGGGGGGCCUAGGCAACCCCCCCACCCCCUACGCCCAGGCUGCAGCUUCAGGGAACGUUGGCUUGAUUGGCGGGAACUCUAAUUCUAACAGUAAUACCAUGAUGGGGGUGUCCUCGGGGGGGCACGGGCCGAUCGGCAGCGCCCCUGGAGGCGGGGGCGGGAGCGGGGGCAGCAGUAACGGAGGAUCUGGGAGCAGCAGCAGCAGCAGCAGCAGUAGCUCGGCCCAGGGGGGAGCUGUUGGGGAGAGGGAGAGGAGCGCCAGCAGCAGCAGCAACAGCACAGGCAGCUCCAGCGGGAUUCCCGGGAGGCCACCUAGUGGACAGAAACAGAAUGGCGCCACAAGUUACAGUGCAGUGGUGGCUGACAGCACUCAGGACUCUGCCCUCAAUAGCACAAGCCAAUCACAGAGCAGCCAGCCUGGCUCGCACAACACACCAGCCAAUGCAGCGAAGGAGAGUGUCGGUGGCUCCCAGUUACCCAGUGUGACUGGUUCCAGUUCAAACUCCAGUUUACUGGUCCAGAUGCCCAUCAACCCUCCCAGCUCGCCCAGUCCCAGUUUCAGCGAGACCAAACCGAGCCAGAACCUGCUGAACGGACCUCUCAACUACACGCAGCCGGAGAUCAAGCCUCCAGAGCCCCUGAGCUCCUUGAAAUCGAUGGCUGAACGAGCAGCACUGGGGUCAGGACUGGAAGAGCAGAUCCCGUCACUGCGCCUCACAGACAGAGACUUGUUCUCCAGCUCCACAGCGCCCCCCGGAGGCCCGGCUGUGCCCCCGCAGACCCAGCUCUCGGAGGUGAACAUCCCUCCCUCGCUGGGAGUGUGUCCGCUGGGGCCGGUGCCCCUGUCCAAAGAGCAGCUGUACCAGCAGGCCAUGCAGGAGUCUGCCUGGACACACAUGCCUCACCCCUCGGACUCGGAGAGGAUACGGCAGUACUUGAUGAGGAACCCCUGCCCGACCCCACCCUACCAUCACCAAGUGCCUCCUCCGCACUCCGACUCUGUGGAGUUCUACCAGCGCCUGUCCACAGAGACGCUCUUCUUUAUCUUCUACUACCUGGAGGUACAGUACUGUGGUACGAAGGCUCAGUAUCUGGCAGCUAAAGCCCUGAAGAAGCAGUCCUGGAGGUUCCACACCAAGUACAUGAUGUGGUUUCAGAGACACGAAGAACCCAAAACCAUCACGGAUGAGUUUGAGCAGGGGACGUACAUUUACUUCGAUUACGAGAAGUGGGGACAGCGCAAGAAGGAAGGGUUCACCUUCGAAUACCGGUACUUGGAAGACCGGGAUUUACAAUGACUGAGCCGCAGAAAUCCGGGGAAAAACCAGGAGAUGCACCGGAAUAUCGCAAUGGGAAUAUGAGCAAGAGGGUGGGGUGGGGGGGAGAGAGAGAGAGAGAGUGAACAAAGAAAUAACUGCACAGCUACACUGAACUAAACCGAGAACUCCAACUUCAGAGUCCGUUUGAGCAGGGAGACCACACCCGCCUGUCCUGUCUGUCUGCCUGCCUGCCUGUCCGCAGGGGAUUACCAGAAGAUGAACCAGGAGGAUUCGGAGAAGAGAGAGCUCAGUUUUUGCUCCUUGGUUUGUGUCCGGGAGGGAAAAAAAAGAUCAAAAAAAGUCAAAAUAUUACCAUGACGUUUAUGUGGUUGUAUUAUGCCCUUCUGCAGAAAUAGUAAUUUAACACUUGUCUUUUUCUGUAGUUUUCUGCUAAUGCUUCACUACUUGAUGUAGUUCUUUUUGUAUGUUGUUCUUGCUCGGAGUAGAGCCUGAUUUUUAAGCGUGAAUCUUAAACUGCCUUACCUAACAUUAGGUAGUCCAAGAUUGGUGCUAAUCGUACUGCUGUUUUUGACUGCAUAGACAGCAUUGUAUCAUCCACUCGACAAACAUGACAAAACAGAUUCUUGCAAUAUCUCUGCAUUUACCAGAUCAAGGCAAACGCAGAAUGGCUUCUUUUUCAAUUCAGACGCAAUUCCAAUCAUUAUUACACUCCUUUUGUAAACGCCCUUUUUAGCUUGGCAAAAUGUGCUGCUGGUUUAGCUGGGAAUGCAGGAAGUUCAAUGAGAAGCUCCAAGAAGUUUGAAUACAGAUGGAAGUGAAGACCCAAAUGAGUAAUGAAAAUGAUCGAAAGACACAAGCAUUUAAACUCUCUUCUAUCUGAUGCGUCAAAAAAAAAAGGUUUGAUUGCUGUAAUUCAGCCCUACCUGUUAUUUUAUGCACUUCAGUCUAGAUAACAUUUUGUACUACAAUGAAAGAAACGUGUAAUGUAGACAAUAUAAAAAAAACAAGUGAAGCAGCACACAUUUUUUUCAUAAUACCAGCAAACCCUUACAACAAGUUUACCUAAGCAGAGGACUGUUUAAAUAUCCAUCCUACUUUAUCAAUACCCUUAAACGUCAGGUUACAGCAAACCAGCUUGCUUUAUUAUUCCAAUUGGAACAGAGUGAUCAUCCCACUGCGGUGGAGAAUUAUGAAAGAUAGGACCCGACUCAAAUUAAACUCAAGUUAAAAACGCUUAGAGAUGAAAUCCAGUUUCAUAUACACAUUUAUAGAGUAGAGUGUCUUACUGUACGACAGAUCUUGCUCAGUUUGGGCUGUCUGCUCAAACCAUGCCAAUGAUGCCUCUUCUAAUACGAGACCUGCGAGUUCAUAACUGAUGAAUCAGAAAGCUGAGGCGGCCGACUAUUAAACUCUGAUUGUGCUUUCAAACGUUCUAGGUACAUUUCUCUUAAUACUUCAUUAAAGUUUGUAGACUGUUGGUUUCUUUAACCUCAGACUAGAACAGCUUACUGAGUAUUGCAUUAAUUCCUUUUUUUUUUUUUUUUGUAAAAUACUUGGGCAAGUUUUCAGGCAACCUUUUAUUUUGAUUUAUCUGCAAGUAAAGGAACAUGGCUGGUGUGUUAUGGAAGAACGUUUUCUGAAGUGAUCUGUUUAUUCCCCUAAAUCCAGUGUAAAUGCAACACUACAGAAAACUGCUAUACAGACAAGCUGGGUACAAAAUCGCAACUUUUGGGAAAGGGCAUAAACCCAUAAAAUAUCAAUGUGAAUAUUCUGACCUUUUUUUUUUAUUUUUCCCAGUUUUUUUUUUUCCCCUCGACGGACUGUGGAUCAAAAGUGGGUCGUCCCUCCUUGUUUGAGAGCUGCGAUUUUAAAAAGAAAUAUGAAUAGCGAGGAAUUCAGCAAGAGAACGAUGGUCUUUUUGUUUUUUUGACAGUUCUUUUUUUUUUUUUUUUUUUUUUUUUUUAAAAUUCCGUUUUGGAAAGAUAGCCUGAAAAAAAUGAGGGCUAAAGAAAGACCACGUAAAUAAAUAAAUAACUGAAAGUAAAUGGCUGUAUCAUAAUAAAAGAGUUAAUUUUCAAAGACUUA